Molecule: messenger RNA, 2207 nt
Organism: Scophthalmus maximus (turbot)
Lineage: Eukaryota; Metazoa; Chordata; Actinopteri; Pleuronectiformes; Scophthalmidae
Gene: twf1a
Product: twinfilin actin-binding protein 1a
Exons: 9
Coding region: 100-1152 (350 amino acids)
Biological process (GO): actin filament depolymerization; positive regulation of neuron projection development; barbed-end actin filament capping
Cellular component (GO): myofibril; cytoplasm; actin filament
Molecular function (GO): actin monomer binding; actin filament binding
Source: RefSeq, a predicted model, not a curated record
GCGGGCCUCGCCGGUGUAGUCCGCUUCCUGCUUCUUCUGCCCUGGUUUUCGCCCGAUCAGCUACAAUCAGCGGCCCCCUCUCAUCCGACGACAGACACCAUGUCACACCAGACGGGCAUUCAAGCGGGUAACGAUGUGAAAGAAAUCUUUGCCAGUGCCAGGAGUGGAGACCAAUAUCGAGUCUUAAAGAUCAUCCUCGAGAGCGAGCAACUGACUGUGGGCGCCACUAGGAAAGCAUCAAAGAAAUGGGACCAGGAGUAUGAUUCCUUAGUGCUGCCGCUCCUCGACACAGCCACGCCCUGCUACAUUCUGUACCGGCUGGACUCCUCUAACAACCAGGGCUACGAGUGGAUCUUCCUGGCCUGGUCACCCGAGGAAUCCACUGUGCGAAAUAAAAUGUUAUAUGCUGCUACAAGAGCCACACUGAAGAAGGAGUUUGGAGGCGGCCACAUCAAGGAUGAGAUUUUCGCUACCUUAAUGGAUGAAUUGAAUCUAAGUGGAUACAGGAAAUAUCUGACCGCGCAGGCGGCUCCCCUGCCCCUCACUGCAGCAGAGGAGGAACUGAGACAGAUUAAGCUCAGCGAGGUGCAGACGGACAUCAGUGUGGACACCAAGCAGCAGACACUGCAGGGAGUGGCUUUCCCAAUUCACAAAGACGCCAUGGCAGCACUUGAACGUUUCAGAGACAAGAGAAUCAACUAUGUGCAGCUGCAAGUAGACGCUGAACAGGAGCUGAUUCGGUUGAGCAACACUGAGCCGACAGAGGUGAAGGACCUGCCAAUGAGAAUCCCUAAAGAUGCUGCACGGUACCACUUCUUCCUCUACAAACAUUCCCACGAAGGCGACUACUUAGAGUCCACAGUCUUCAUUUAUUCUAUGCCCGGGUACAAGUGUAGCAUCCGAGAGAGGAUGCUGUAUUCCAGCUGCAAAAAUCCUUUGGUUGACAUGGUGGAAAAUAAUCUUCAGAUUGAGAUUGAGAAAAAGUUGGAGAUUGAUAACGGUGACGAAGUGACCAGUGACUUCCUGUAUGAGGAGGUGCACCCCAAGCAGCAUGCACACAAGCAGGCCUUCGCCAAGCCCAGGGGCCCCGCGGGGAAGAGGGGCUACCGCCGCAUCACCCGACCACCUGCAGAGGGAGAGGAGGAAGAUUAAACAGACCAGCACCACCUCCACCUCCAGCACGUUCCACAGUGGAACAUUCCUGUGAUUGGGGGGGGGCAUAUUUGACACGCUUGUUUAAAAGAAUAAGACGACAACCUCAAACUCCCACAUGUCACCCAGAGACCCAACUAUGCACACCAAGGACAACUGAGCAAUGUCACACUUCAGAAGUUCCAUUUGUAGCUUGCCAAAUGGAAGCAUAUUUAUGUUAUGUUAGCACACUCACAAAAAAUGAAUUGACAAAGAUUCAAAUAGGCCCCGAACAAGCGAAACUUGAGGUUUUUACAUUGUUGCCAGCUCUGAGACUCAGAAAAUAUUAGUGCGACUGUGAACUUGCGCCAAUACGCCGAAAAUUCCCCCGUUUUGAGUUCACGCGCUCAAAUUCUUAACUUGCAUUCCUUCAGUCUGUGUCGAUUUACGUCUCCAUGUUUAAUGUGUUUCUACAUUUGUCUCAUUUUCACAAUGAGGUGCUCCAAAGCAGAGAAGAUAUAAUUAUCCCACUUAUGUCUGUUGAUUCAUUUUAACAGUGCAUUUUAUAUUGGAAAAUUGACUUCUUUUUUUGAUAUAACUGUGGUUUACAUGAAAAAAAAAAUCAUCUGCUGAGAAACUUAUUUUUCUAUGCAAGUGCUGUAAAUGUACAUACUGUAGCUGUGUGAUGCUCUAUGAUUAAGAAACAGUCUGGUCUGUACCAGUGAUUGUCAGUGCUGGUGAGGAUCACAGUGGAAGGAACAGGGGCUUCCAGAAAUAUUCCAUCAAUACAUCUCAGAUUUCACCGAGAGGAAGCGUCACAGACUUUGCUGCGUCCCAUGAAAGAGGGAAAGCAAAGUGAGUACCUUGAUCAACAUGUUGCCACAUCCACUGGUCUGCUGAUUAAUAUUAGGCAAACUACUAAGCUCACCUCAUGUUUAAAGGGAAAAUCCCUUUAUAUUCUUAGUGUCGUUAGAAUAGAACAAGAAGAAAAAAAAAUCAUGUUUGGUCUUAUUUGUUUUCUUACAAAUCUUUCUUUUAAAAGACGAAGAAUUAAAAAAAAUAUUUAAAUCACAAAA